UUGGAUGGCAACCAUGGACUGGCUUUGGCGAUGCGGAGCUGAUAGCCGGUGAGGGCAUGGCUGUCGUCUGGAACCCUACCACCCAAGUUGACUUGUUUGUCGUCAAUCUCAACGGCCAGAUUGUCCAUACCAACUGGAACAGAGAUGCCGAAGAGACUGGCAUGUGGAAACUGCACAACUGCGUCAACGGAUGCCCGACUUUCCUCUGCGAACUUCGGUUACAGCGCAGUGGACCAAGACUUACAAGUUCCUCGAGGUCUAUGCCACCAACAAGAACGGCCAGGUCUGGGCUUGCUACUUUGAGCAAGCAACUAAGAAAUGGGGCGACUGGUUCAUAGUUGACCCUCUGACGGACAGGGCCCCUGCAACACCGCUGACAGUAACGGCUUCACCAGACUGCUCGACGACGUUUCUAUUCGGUGUCGACCGCACUGGCUCUGUCUCUGUCUCCACAGGCACGACUUACAACGUGUGGUAUCGCUUCGAAAGUCUCGGCUGGGUAGCUAAGCCUGGCACAACCGUCUCGGCAAUCUGGUACCAUGACGAGCUGCACAUCUUCGUUGUCGGCAGCACGGGAUCUGCGCUGCACUCGAUCCGCAAUAAGGACGGCGCCUGGAACCUACAAAAUGCCGUCCAUUACGACAAUGUCCAGCUUCUACCUGGCAGUACCAUUGUUCCCGCCGUGGUGUACGGCCGUUUGUGCGUGACGGGAGUCGACGCGAACAGUACCGUCUGGCAAUCUGUGUUUGGCCAGAAGAUCAAGGGCGACUGGGAUAACUGGACAUGCUUCCCAGCCACGGUGGUUGCUGGUACAGAGAUUUACCCGACAGCCAACGGGAACGGCAACUUAGGUCAUGCAGGAAAUGGCUUCCUCCUCAAGAAGCAGAGGGCGUAUCAGAAGGUGGAUCAGUGGUAUGACUGGGACCGUGUGCGCAAUCUUGACAAGAUACAUACUGGUGGCAAGAUUGUGGAGAUUAACAACCCGUCGAGGGACGAGAGGCCGGAUAAGAUCUAUGUUGUUGGUAAUGACGGCAUUGUCUGGACCGACUGGUGGUCUUACGACUAUCUUGAGUAA
This is a messenger RNA of [Torrubiella] hemipterigena, 1075 nucleotides long. NCBI's taxonomy places the organism in Eukaryota, Fungi, Ascomycota, Sordariomycetes, Hypocreales, Clavicipitaceae. The record is from the annotation of a GenBank genome assembly.